Messenger RNA from Nestor notabilis (Kea), 1877 nucleotides. It is a transcript of the gene RPN2, whose product is annotated as ribophorin II. NCBI's taxonomy places the organism in Eukaryota, Metazoa, Chordata, Aves, Psittaciformes, Psittacidae. Gene Ontology annotation, cellular component: oligosaccharyltransferase complex; membrane. The annotation marks the transcript as partial. The transcript is spliced from 17 exons. Gene Ontology annotation, biological process: protein N-linked glycosylation. The record is from RefSeq and is a predicted model, not a curated record.
UUCGCCGACGUGGAGGCCGCCUUCUACUCCAUCGUGGGCCUCGCCAGCCUGGGUGUGCGGGUGGCAGACGAAAAGGCUGCCUGCAAUUUCAUCAAGUCUCAUGUGGACUCCAGCAGCGUCGAUUCCCUCUUCUAUGCUGCACAAUCCAUUCGGGUCCUGGCUGGCUGUGAGGUUACCAUUUCAAAUGAGACCAGGGAGCUGCUGCUUGCAGCUGUCAGUGAGGAUUCCUCAGUCACCCAGAUCUUCCACGCCGUUGGGGCCCUGAGUGGCUUUGGCCUUCCUUUAGCAUCUCAAGAAGCACUUAGUGCUCUUACUGCUCGUCUUAGCAAAGAGGAAAAUGUGCUGGCAACCAUCCAGGCUUUGGAGACGGCAUCUUACUUGUCCCAACAGGCAGAUCUAAGUGGCAUUGUUGAGGAGAUAGAGGAUCUUGUUGCUCGCCUGGAUGACUUGGGUGGAGUUUAUCUGCAGUUUGAAGAGGGAAUUGAGACUACUGCACUGUUUGUGGCUGCUGCCUAUAAACUGUCGGACCAUGUGGGUACGGAGCCAGCAAUGAAGGAGGAUCAAAUCAUCCAGCUGAUGAAUGCAAUUUUUAGCAAGAAGAACUUUGAGACCCUCUCGGAGGCUUUCAGUGUUGCUUGUGCUGCAGGUUCCUUAUCUCGGAACCGCUACCACUUGCCUGUCAUUGUCAUCCCUGAUGGGCCUGCAGCUGUGUCUCACCAUCAGCCUGUACUCAGGCUACAAGUGACUGAUGUUAUGUCCCAGCCACUGACUCAAGCUUCUGUAAAACUCGAGUACGCCAAGUCUGCAUCUAGCAAAGCCACUGUCCUUCAACAGACAGCAUUUGCUCUGUCAGGAGAUGUCUUUGAGCUGAACUUCAUGAAUGUGAAACCUGCAAGUGGAUAUUAUGAUUUCUCUAUCAGUGUCGAUGGAGAUAAACGAUUUAUUGCUAACAAGGUUGAGCUGAAAGUAAAAGUUUCCACAGAAGUUGGGAUUACUAAUGUGGAUCUUUCUACCGUGGAUAAAGAUCAGAGCAUUGCACCAAAAACAACCAGGGUAGCUUACCCAGCCAAAGCCAAGGGCUCAUUCACUGCUGACAGCCACCAGAAUUUUGCUUUAUCCUUCCAGCUGAUGGACGUGAACAGCGGAGCUGAACUCAUCCCUCACCAGACUUUUGUCCGACUUCACAACCAAAAGACUGGCCAGGAGGUGGUGUUUGUGGCAGAACCAGAUAGCAAGAACGUUUACAAGUUUGAACUGGAUACCUCUGAAAGAAAGACUGAAUUCGACUCUGCCUCUGGUACCUACACUCUUUACUUGAUAAUUGGAGAUGCCACGCUGGAAAAUCCAAUCCUGUGGAAUGUGGCUGAUGUUGUGAUCACAUUCCCAGAAGAGGAUGCACCAUCCACAGUCCAGUCUAAGAACCUCUUUGUUCCCAAACCUGAAAUCCAGCACCUCUUCAGGGAGCCUGAGAAGAGGCCUCCCACCGUGGUAUCGAACACUUUCACAGCAUUGAUUCUGUCCCCACUGCUUUUGCUGCUCAUUCUGUGGAUAAAGAUAGGUGCCAACAUCUCCAACUUCAGCUUUGCUCCCAGCACCAUUGUUUUUCACAUGGGACAUGCCGCAAUGUUGGGACUCAUGUAUGUCUACUGGACUCAGCUCAACAUGUUCCAGACUCUGAAGUACUUGGCCAUCUUGGGUGGUGUCACAUUCCUGGCAGGCAACAGGAUGCUGGCUCAGAAAGCAGUAAAACGGAUCGCUGCAGAGCAGAGCAGUAGGUUGGCAAAGUAUAGAACGCUGCGGUAAAAGGGGGUUUUGCUAGUGACCAGCUCUUCUAGAAGACACACUAGUCCCAGAAGAAUGGAAGAAAUGUGGAAAAA